UUCUGCUAACUGCAGUUCAGUAUUGUAUCCGUCGAUAGCAUCGCAGCUGCAACAUAAGCAGAUGAAGCAGUCAUCAGUCACCUUUCACCUCUGUAGUUGAGCAGCUUCCGAUAGAAUUUCUACAAGAGGUGGUCUGGUCUAAGGUCCGAGCUACCGAAUGCAGGUAAGCAGCGAUGCUACCCCAUUCUGUCUCCAAGUCAAUUCCGACGCAAAUAACCAAAUAAACAGGGUCUCCGUCUGUUCGUCCUGAGAAACUUGCUCUGUACCUGCAUCCCGGGACAACAUCUCCAUCACCGGCAUCAUGUGGGCAUCACAGAGCUUGCUGUCAGGGUGUAACAGUUGCAUCUGCAUGGAAGGGCUGACGGGCGAGCAGAGGCUUGCGUUCCAGGAGGCCUUCUCGCUCUUCGACAAGAACGGCGACGGAUGCAUCACCAUGGAAGAGCUGGCUGCAGUGACUCGCUCCCUUGGUCUUGAUCCUAGUGACCAGGAGCUCAACGACAUGAUGAGCGAGGUUGAUACGGAUGGCAAUGGGAUCAUAGAUUUCCAGGAGUUCCAGAGCCUCAUUGCCAGGAAGAUGAAGGAUGGCGAUGGUGACGAAGAGCUGAAGGAAGCAUUUGAGGUCCUAGACAAGGACCAGAAUGGCUUUAUCUCCCCAAACGAGCUGAGGACAGUGAUGAUCAAUCUUGGGGAGAAGAUGACUGAUCAGGAGGUUGAGCAGAUGAUCAGGGAAGCAGACACUGAUGGCGACGGGCUGGUGAACUAUGAUGAGUUUGUGCUUAUGAUGAAGAAUGCUGAACGGAAGAUAUCUGGGUGAAGAAGAUGUAAUGUGAAACCACUAGUCCUCAGGUUGGAUGCUUCUGUUAUAAGUUUACUGUAAAUUACAACCGUACGUCCAGUUUAAGUUCUGUAAGUGCUGGAUUCCCCUAAUCCUCUGUGUGUUACAAGGCUAGCUUGCAGUUUGUAAGGUUGUGAUUUGUUUCAUUCUAGAGUGUUAGCAAGGUGACAUGAAUUCAGAUUUUAAAAUACCACAUAUGUGAAGUUUAUAUGUAACAACGUUUAUAGGUUCUUGAAACUAUGUUACGAAUCCA
This is a messenger RNA of Panicum hallii, 1088 nucleotides long. RefSeq names its product calmodulin-like protein 4. Gene Ontology annotation, molecular function: calcium ion binding; enzyme regulator activity. Lineage: Eukaryota; Viridiplantae; Streptophyta; Magnoliopsida; Poales; Poaceae. The transcript is spliced from 6 exons. The coding region runs from base 302 to 814 and encodes 170 amino acids. The record is from RefSeq and is a predicted model, not a curated record.